This is a messenger RNA of Symbiodinium pilosum, 885 nucleotides long. The record is from the annotation of a GenBank genome assembly. NCBI's taxonomy places the organism in Eukaryota, Dinophyceae, Suessiales, Symbiodiniaceae.
AUGGCAGCCGCGAUGAAGCAGUCGGCCGAGAGGCUGGACUGGAUGUACGAGCAAAGCGCUGCAUCCGUCAAGCCUGAUGAAGACUCCCUGAUGAACAUGCCCAUCAGUGCCCAGAAGGACAAAGACAUUGAGGAUGUCAAGAAUCUGCAGAGUGCCACAGCGGGGUCUCUGUUCCUGGGCAGCGCGACUAAGACAACCGAGGACAUGGUCCGAAAGCUUCGAGAAGAUCCACUGUUCCAGAUCCGGCGGCAAGAGCACGCCGCUAGAGAGAGUAUGAUGGCGAACCCGCUCAUCAUGGCAAAGAUCCAAAAGAAGCAGGAGAAGGAAAUGAAGAAGGUUGCCAAAAAAGAAAAAAAGGCCGCCAAGAAGGAAGAGAAGGCCUUGAAAAAAGCGGCCAAAGCUGCCAAGAAGGCGAAAGAGUCCAGCGACUCCGAGCCGGAACCUCCUCAGGCACAACAGAAGCGGCCGCGACAAGAGGAGAAGGAAGAGCUUGACCUGGCUGCCCUUGGACCCAGCAGUGUCGUGGUCAGCAAGCGCAUGGAGCACGAGCAGCGAGUGCAGAAGCAGAAAGAAGCCGCGCUGGCAAGUCGCGGCUUGGGCAGGCGGCUCACAGAAGAAGAGAAGGAGCGCCGCGUGGAGCAGAUGAGGGUGGAUGCGAAAAAGCAUGAGAAGAUGAAGGACCAGCGCAUUGCCACCGCUGAAGAGCGAGAGAAGCAAAUUGAGGAGCUGGAAGCCAAGAUGCGGGAGAAGUCUGACCAGAAAUAUUUCCGAGAUUUGCGGAAGGAUGCCUACGCUGGUGAUGCAGAGACGACAAUGGCGGACCGCCUGAAGAACCAACGGCAUCGAAGACAGAAGCACCUCAAUGACCCGCUUGAGAGAGACUGA